AUGUUUAGGUUACCGGUUCCAACUGCGCAAGCUGCCAAAAUCUUCUCCUUGUUGGAUGAGGAUGUAUGGGAUGAGGACUCGUUGCGUGUUCUGCGUGAGCACGUGGCGGAGAAAACCAUGGACGGAACAGAAGCGUCACAGGGUAGGAGAGCCACCCAGGACUUCACAGACAUGCCCCGUUUCUUGCCCGAUAGUGUUUGGCAGGUGCUUUUGAACGAAAAGGUUUCUGGACAGGAAGGUUUGGAGGUGCUUUGUCAUCAUGCAGCGAAGUUGGGAUUGCGACUACCAUCGGAAGCUACCAUUGCUAUGCUCUUGACCUUGUCUUACCAAGGUCAAGCAUUGGCCAUGUCUAGCAAUGCUAAGUUCAAUCUGUCCGUGAGGCAGAAGCCACUCAUCAGAAAGAUACUCCAAGCCAAGAGUCGGCCCGCGGUCUGGUUGACUGCGCUGCCGGAAGCAUGGACAGAUCUCCCGGCUAUGUGCAGGGAACUGGCCUUCCCCGAGGGCGUGCAACCGGCCCCCACUCCGAUUGGAAGUCUGGAUUUUGGAGCCAUGGCCAAAGCCCGGCCCAUGCGCAACACGAACCGUUUGCUGCGCGCGGACGAAUCUGCUGGCUCGGGGAGUGCAUCGACUUGCGCGAACACAAUGGCGUCCAUGGACAGACUGGUGGAUGCAGUGGCGUCCACUGCGAAGUUAGCCUACGCGGCUGCAGCCAUGCACCAAGCGCCAGAACCUCAACGGGUUCUCACGCAGGCAUCCGUUGCGCAAGCCCAGCAGACCCCACUGGCGCUCGAAGACCUGCCACGGGCGGAUGUGGAAACACACACUGUAGGAGCGGCUAUAGCAGAUCCACCAGCAACGGCUGCUGCUACAUCAGUGCAGGAGAAGCUGCGUGAUUUGCGUACAGGGAUGGGAAACCACUGCGCGUAA
Molecule: messenger RNA, 927 nt
Organism: Durusdinium trenchii
Lineage: Eukaryota; Dinophyceae; Suessiales; Symbiodiniaceae
Source: the annotation of a GenBank genome assembly